GCUCCUUUUGACUGACCCUUCCUAACACUCUAACAGGGCUUUUGCUUUAUCCUCCUUUCUCCCCAAAAACACCAUUGAAAGCAGAAUAAGGAGAUGGAGAAGGGAAUUUGAUCAAUAAAUAUGGCGACUCGGGAAGAAUUCAAGGUAGUGGUAGUGCCGUCGGAUCGUCACGGCAUAGACCCACGACCACUUACAUCAUCUGAAGCCACCACCGAAGAGAACUGGCACGACUGCCCUUCCGAUCUUGCCUAUAACGACGACGAGUUCCCAGCUCUUGAUGCUUUGCAAUUCUUUCGCCUUGAAUCUACUUCUGAUAAAUCCGGCAAUCGCAUAUUUCGAAUCGUUGGCAAAUACUUCCCUGUUGGUGGUUUGGGAUUGGGGAUUAUGAUUAUGAUUUUAUCUCAUUCAGCUUCCACAAUAGCCCCAGUGAUCCAUGGCGAAUGGCUAAAGAAAUACAUAAUAUACAAAAUCUCAACAGAAUUGCCACAAGGCCCUUUUUGCAUUGUCUACAUGCAUUCCACCGUUAGAAAUGAAUACAACAACCCCGGAAUCACCAUCUUGAGAUGGAUCUACGAAGACCUUCCUUCAGACUUCAAGGACCGCCUUCAAGUUCUCUACUUUGUUCAUCCCGGAAUCCGCUCCAGGCUCCUUAUGGCCACCCUCGGCCGCUUCCUGUUAAGCGGAGGGUUAUAUUGGAAGGUGAAGUAUGUGAGUAGGUUGCAGUAUCUGUGGGAGGAUAUGAAGAGAGGAUCGAUUGAGAUUCCGGACUUUGUGGCUGAACAUGAUGAAGUUCUUGAAAAUAGACCAUUGACUGAUUACGGGAUCGAACCAGACCCGCUUCAUUUCACGGGACUUCCUUCCAAUAGUUUUUCGUAUGGGAGGUAUGAAGACAGGUGGACGUCUCGUGAACCUAUGUCUUAAAUCUUGUCUCAAUACUGAAAAGUUGAUGGAUGUGUCAUGUCUUGUGUACAACAAGUAUGUAUGUUAAAGAUGUUAGUUUUGUCUGAAUUGCUACUGUGGGUAAAGAAUAAAGUGUGUAAUGUUGCUUAUUUUGGGAAAGUUGGUUGCUAUUUCAUGCAAUUAGUCCAUGUACAUGUGGUCUCAAAAUGAUAUAUGACAAAGCUCUCAAAAUUCCGUCUCAUGUACUACUUUACUUUCAAACGGAAUCUUAAUUAAGACUUGCAUUUCUUUCCCA
Messenger RNA from Lactuca saligna, 1195 nucleotides. The record is from the annotation of a GenBank genome assembly. NCBI's taxonomy places the organism in Eukaryota, Viridiplantae, Streptophyta, Magnoliopsida, Asterales, Asteraceae.